Xiphias gladius (swordfish) is the source of this 4213-nucleotide messenger RNA. RefSeq names its product methyltransferase like 15 (gene mettl15). Gene Ontology annotation, molecular function: rRNA (cytosine-N4-)-methyltransferase activity. The transcript is spliced from 6 exons. The record is from RefSeq and is a predicted model, not a curated record. Gene Ontology annotation, biological process: rRNA base methylation. NCBI's taxonomy places the organism in Eukaryota, Metazoa, Chordata, Actinopteri, Istiophoriformes, Xiphiidae. Bases 198 to 1376 code for a protein of 392 amino acids.
ACCGUUACUGGUAGUACACGCUUUUGUAGUAAAGGGCAACAGUCUUAUCGUUAAAAGCCAAGCUAAGAAAAACACCUCUUUAAAACCUUUGUUAAGACUAGUGUUUGCAUGUGUAACUCCCAGCCUGUAAUCCCACAGCCACUCAUGGACACUUGCUCCAUGCUAGCUCUGGUAUUCUUAGUAAGACCAUUAUAAGGAUGAUGAUUUUCCACAUGUCUGUGCGCUCCAAUCCCGUAUUACGGAAAACCAAUCUGGCUGUGUGGAGAGCAUGGAGGUCAUGGAAGUUAAGCCUGCGUUCUUCUACUCUUGGUGCAUCCUCUGGUCCUGGUCCCUGGAACGGAUCUGAAGAGCUGUCCUCUGUUUCAACUGAAAAUCCUCCUCACACGCCUGUCAUGCUCAAAGAGGUGCUUCAUUACUUAGACAUCCAACCUGGUCAGGUGGUCCUGGACAUGACAUUUGGAGGUGGUGGUCAUACCAAAGCAAUACUGAAUAUGGUUCCUGAAGUUACAGUCCUGGCCUUAGACCGAGAUCCUACAGCAAUUUCUCUGGCCCAGCAGUUAGCCAAGGAACACCCUGGUCGCGUGAAACCAUUGCUUGGCCGAUUCAGCGAGCUUGAGGCCCAGCUGUCUAACAUGAAAGUUCAGCCAGGCAGUAUUGAUGCUGUCCUGUUGGAUGCUGGCUGCUCCUCCAUGCAGAUGGAUCAGGCGGAGAGAGGCUUCUCCCUCAGCAAAGAUGGGCCCUUGGAUAUGAGGAUGGAUGGAGAGAGGUACCUCGACAUGCCCUGCGCUGCUGACGUUGUGAAUACCUUAGAUCAACAGGCUCUUGCAUCCAUCCUCACUGCAUAUGGGGAGGAAAGACUCGCCAGGAAAAUAGCUUCAGCCAUUGUGGAGGCACGCCGUGUCAACCCCAUUACCCGGACACAGCAGCUGGCCAGCGUGGUGGCAGGAGCGUUUCCUGCUGCUGUUGUCUAUGCACGUAAAGACCGACUUCACCGACCUGCACAUGUGGCCACUAAAACUUUCCAAGCUUUGCGUAUCCUUGUGAAUGAUGAGCUGAACGAACUACACGCAGGCCUGCGUGCUGCCCAGGCAGUACUGAGAACUGGAGGACGUCUCUGCGUAAUCACCUUUCACUCACUAGAAGACAGACUGGUCAAACGUUUCCUCCAGGGAGAUGACUUGUCUAAUCUAGAUCAGUAUCACUUCAGCCCGAGGAAGCAAGGCACCAGGAAAGAAAAACUGUUGGGUGAAAAAAGAGAUGGUGGAAGUGUUUAUUGGCUUCCUUUGCGACGAAAAGUGAUCACCCCAGAAAAGGAUGAUGUAAAAGAAAAUCCUCGAGGACGCUCCGCUAAACUCAGAGCAGCCCUCAGAUGUUAAUUAUGCGACGUUAAUUUUGAGAAAAAAGACAAUCUCCCUCAUUUCAUCAAAAUGUUCGAGCUUUUUUACAGCCUGAGUAACUUUUUACAGGUAAUACUUAACACAAGUUGAGCAAAGGGUGUAAUGUAGAAACAUAGUAACUCUCCCCUGCAUUUGUCUGCUGUGGAUGCUUUUGUGUCUUUAUUAAUCCUCAAUGUAGAUUUCCGUUUUAGGUACACCAAAAAAAUCUGAUAUUUACACUUUCUAUCUCGAGCCCACUACAACAGAGACUCAUGGUUUAAUCCUGGCAGCGGUACCUCUAGCUCGGUCGUUUGUUCCAGUGAACACAACUGGCUGUAUUUGCUGGUGGGAAGCCAGUGAGGGUUGUCAUCCUUGAUGCUGCAUUAGUGACUCCUACUGGUUGGUUAGGACACUGCACAUUAGAGAUGAGUGGACUCUGGGCAAAGGAAAGAAAUAACCUCCCAGACAAUAUGCUCACUAGUAGAAGAUUUUUUUUUUUUUUCAUUGGCAGGUAAAAAAGAAUUUACUGGCGAUAUCAUGUGUCACAAGCGUAGCAUAUUUCUGCAGUCCUGUCCAGGAUAACAGUAGAGUUUGCAGUGAAAAAGACUGCUGUGCAUGGAAAACUCGACAUUCCAAAUUGGAAUAACACAAGGAUAAUAAACAUCUGUGUGUGUGUGUGUGUGUGUGUGUGUGUGUGUGUGUGUGUGUGUGUGUGUGUGUGUGUGUGUGUGUAACAAAAUAAUCUAAACUCAAAGGUCUACUAACUAGCUUUCAGAGCUUUCAGUUGCAUCUCAUUGUCUUCAUUCAGUGAAUUGAGCUGGUUCAACUGUCAUCCGGGACCUUUUUGUGGAACUUUGGUCAUUUAAUAUAGCAUUUUUCCACAUGUAGGUUACUUAUUGCCACUGAAUGAAGACCAUCAGAUGCAGUUGAGAGCUCUGAAAACUGGUAAGUGGACCUGUGAUCCAAGAUUAUUUUGCAAAAUAUAGUUUUCCCAAAGGUCAAGAAUGAACUUCCAUGCUUUGAAAAAAAUGUACAAUUUAAAUCAUGAAUCAAAUGAAGACACAGUAGCAAUUAGAAGAAGCCAAUUGUUUUUACAGUUUAAUGUAUAUACUUGAAAUUUCUUACUGAAUUAGGAGGUUGGCACUUCCAAAUCCCAGUCUUGCCGGGCAGCAGUCUGUCUUUCUUUCACUUUGCCUUAACACUGAAAAACUUUUCACACUCAAGUGAGAGCCACAACUUGUGAACACAAAAUUUAUACGAAAGCUGGUUAAAGUUUGAGGUGUCAUGGAAAAAUAUAAAUGAGGUUAAAAACUUUCAAUGCCCAAAUAAAAGUAUGUGACUCUUUUUGUAUUUGUUGCCUGUUGUUGUGUUAUUUGCCUUUAGUAUUAUAAAAUAAACAGAAAGUGACGUUUCUCUCAGUUCCAUUCAUGACACAAGUGUAUUAAAGCUGUUAUCACUCCAAUUUUACAUUACAAAGACCUUUGAUUUGAUACAGCACUGUAAUGGUCCUGUACAAUACCAUGUUUGAAGUGACAAGUUUGAGUUAACACACUUUGAUGGAUUUGUAUGAAGAAAAGACAUUUCUACACUGAAGAUUUUUAACUCGAAUUUCUUUGUUCUUUUCUAAUAUAUUUGAUUUUUUUGCAUUGCUACUGUUUGACAGCAUUUUAGGUGGUUAUUGCAGCUAGAAAGCUCAACAUAUAAGGCAAAGAAAAAAAACCAAACACCUUUCCCCAUUGACGUCUGUAUUUCCCCUGAACCUCCCUUGAUGAGUAGCUCACGUGAAACCUCUACUGUACCAUAUGAAUCAGUAAUGCCACUAAAUACUGAAUGACGCAAGUGUCAGAAGUGGUGCUGAAUGAGCUGGGUGGUUGUUCUUGAGCAUUCUCUCACCUUCGACUGUAAGCAGAUGAGGUGUUUUGAUCUUUACUAUUUGACUUUGACUAAUUGUAACUGCUCCAUCAAGAUUAUUAACACUUUUUUCUUCUAGCUCAGUUUAGUGCACUCUAAAUAUACAAUUCUCGUUACCUUGGAAACUAAAUGGUGCAAGUAACAUUUAACUGUGCCUAAAAUUAUAUGCUGCUUUAAUCUAAUAUGAAGUGAUACCGUAUGAGUUUGAACGUCCCUCCCUUUUGACAUCAGUGGAUAUCAGUUAAUGCAAAUUAUCGUCCCUGUUGACGAAGUAUGUCAUGACAUUUGAUCUUUUGAAUACCUUGUUUCUAUUUCAUUGCUUUAAAAAUCUUUACUGAAUCACACUGUUUACCAUGUAUCAGGAGGUGUACAUGGGUAAGAAAAUAAAGAAAAUGUUACUCACCACUUCAUUUCACACUGACGCGUGACUGUUCAUAUAAAUGAAAAGUAAUAAAGAAACAUGGGGGACAUGUCCACUUUCCAAGUGAACAUGUUCUUAAUGGACAGUGUUUUUCUGAAAGAUUCAAACUCGACAUUUUUAAGUGGUCUUUUGCAAUACCACCAUUUUACCUGGUAUGCAAGAUUUUAUGUCAUAUUGACAUGUGCUUGUGUGUGCGUUUGUUUUAAUACAAUCCUCUGAACACUAAAUCAGAAUCUACAGAUUAUACUCACCAAGUGAGCAAUGAUGAGAUUAGGAUGAUGUCUAAAUUUCAGAUUUCAUUUGAAUAUUUCAGAAUAAAUGUGGUAAAUAACUGUCUUGUAACUGUUAAAUGUUUAUUAUAGUGUUGAUUUUAAUGAGUCAUUAAGAAGGUGCUUACAGUUCAAUACAUGGGGUAUAGGCAUGUGUUAGUGGAAUGUAACUACAUACAUUUACUCAAGUACUGUACUCAAAGGGGAACAUUGAUUUUACACAUCAAAGUCUGUUU